Molecule: messenger RNA, 853 nt
Organism: Phytophthora nicotianae INRA-310
Lineage: Eukaryota; Oomycota; Peronosporomycetes; Peronosporales; Peronosporaceae
Exons: 1
Molecular function (GO): nucleotide binding
Source: RefSeq, a predicted model, not a curated record
GUGGUCGGGAUGGAAAGCCCUCAGUGUGUGUUUUACUCUAUUCAGAAGCAGACAAGGGCCGUGCAGACGCUUUAACUACUGAAGGACGUGACUUCGAGGGUGCAGUAUCCAACGGGAGCUCUCGUGGCGAACUGGAAGAAGUCGCUGCGUUCUGUGAAAUGGCCACAGGCUGUCGAAAGGAGCUGCUGUAUUCUCAUUUUGGCUUCCGCUUUGAUCCCUCUCAUUGUGUCAAGAAUUGCAACUGCGGUGAACCUCUUGAUGCUGAUAGUGAGUUUUGGCAAGAAGAGAUUGGCUGUGAACAUGACUCCAACGUGAACAAGUUAGACGAGGAGGAUGGCAUUUCUAGGGGUAUUAUUGAGUACCAGUACCAGAAAAUCUUAACUGAGUCCAAGCGGUUGAAGCUUCCGAAGCGAGAAGCUCUAUCACGUCGUCUUGUACGGGUAAGGUCGAGGUUUUACGCUGUGGAUUUGUGCUGUUAUAACGUGAAAACUGUCUGUUGUAGGAUAUUCUUGAGACUGCACCGGUAUCAGAAGAAGAGAUGGCAGGCAUGCGAGGUGUCGGGCCUGCAAAAGCUUCGAGAUAUUUUCGCUUAUUUCGCUUCGACUGAGUGACAAGCAGGAGGUUCUCUUUUGUUGGAACCCUCACGCGCGAACUGCGUGCUGGAUGGGAGUUAGAAUUCUCUUGGCCUUCGACACAUUUCUGUAAUCUUGCCAAAUGACAAAAGUCCGACAGGGGCAGCCAGAAUGAGGCACAAAAUUUAGUAAUACGACCUAAAAUCCAUCCCAAUUAUUCGGGUUUUAAUCCACAUACCAGGUACCAUGGUAGUACCUUUGGUACAUGUAUUGCAAGCCAA